AUGUCAAUAACUGUUUCGACAUGUCAAUAGAUUUGUUAAUCACCAUUAAAUCAUAGUACUUCAAAGAGUUUAUGGACAUUCUCAAAAUCUGAGAGAUUUGGCAAAUUAGCAAAUCCAAUAUUGUAAUUGAUUCUGACCUAAAUUUUAGUUGUUAAUAAGCAUUUUAUAAUCUACCUUCAAUGAUUGAAAAAAGAUCUGCUGGUAUUGGUAAAGGCAAUAAGUACUAAUUAAUUAUAAAAUACAGAUUGGAUUUCACAAAAGUAGUUGUUCCAAGUCCAUCUCCUCAACAAUAUAAUUUAGGCAGUGAUGUCUAAAAUAAUUUGAAAAAGAAUAAAGGAUAUAAAUUUGGAGUUAGUAGAGAUAAAAUGGCCAGUACAGGUAUUUUAGGAACCUUAAAUCUAAAGACUCCAGGUUACAAUUCAUCCAUUUAACCCUAUAGCCCCUGGAACUUAUGAUUUAGGAUCAACAUUAAGUGAUAUUAGAUAUACAAUGAGGCCAAAACCAGAGAAAAGCUCUUUAAUUUCUAAUGCAAAGGUUCCAGGACCAGGAUAAUAUGAAUCAUUACCAACUAUCAAUGAAAAAGGGAGAUAUCCAAUAUCAAAAUACAGUAAUUCAUGUGCUACUUUAUUCAAUCCUUAAUCCUCAAAGAGAUUUACUACUGAUUAUUGUAAGAAUGAGUAUCUCUCUUAUUUUAUUAGCUACUAAAGUACCUGGUCCAGGAUAAUAUGGACUGGAUAAGACAGGAAUCUAAUAAGUAUAAGAAUUCAGUAAAUAUAUAGGAUGGAAGAUAUUUUGUAUCUAAAUUCCAUGAUUCAAAUGUGAGAAGCUUUCCAAAAGAAGCAAGAAGAACAGGUUCCAACGAAAAAUGUAAAUAAUUUCUAAAAAGUUAGAUUAAACACCUGCCCCUGGAAAUUAUAGAUUACCAUCUGAAUUUGGCUAUUAUGAGGCUAGCAAAAGUGUUGGACGCACUGAACCAAUAUGA
Molecule: messenger RNA, 982 nt
Organism: Paramecium pentaurelia
Lineage: Eukaryota; Ciliophora; Oligohymenophorea; Peniculida; Parameciidae
Source: the annotation of a GenBank genome assembly